Messenger RNA from Seminavis robusta, 2057 nucleotides. The record is from the annotation of a GenBank genome assembly. NCBI's taxonomy places the organism in Eukaryota, Bacillariophyta, Bacillariophyceae, Naviculales, Naviculaceae.
CACACAUCAAAUGAGUGUUUGAUCAAUUAGGCGGCUUAAAUCCAGGGUCAUCUUGUGCACCCAACGGUCACCCUGGGUUCUUCCAAGAUCUUUUCUCCUCGCCAAAUUGGCUUCCGCGGUUGUAACCAUUGCCCAUCACUUUCAUGGCAACUGGCAACAGAAAAUCGGCUACUACUACCGGUAUUAUUCAUCACCAUGAGCUCUCCCACCAACCGCAACACUUCUUCACAACCUGCUUCCUCGAGAUCAAUAGCCGAUAAUACUGCUCCCGUCGCCGACCCGCUUUCUGGUAGUUCCAAAGAUUUCAAGCCUCCCGCGGCUGUCGUAGACGGACUCUCCUCGCUCAACAAUGCGAUUCAUCGGUUUUUGCAGCGCAAUCCGCUCUUGAAUCAAUGGAAGUCGCGACGGGCAUUCGUGUCGGCCCAAGGACACAUGUUGGGAAUAUUGCUGGUGGCUAUUAUCGUGAACAAUUGGCCCGUGAGUUAUCCCCGCGAAGACAAUCACAGUGAACCCAUGUUUUGGUUUAUGGUGCUCCUCAUGGGUGGCGCGACCGCGUAUACGCUCAAACACAAACCAGGAACGAGAGGUGUUCAGUUAUUGUCCCGCGCGCAGACGGAAGAGUGGAAGGGAUGGAUGCAAUUCAUCUUUAUCAUGUACCACUACUAUCGGAACCGCACCAUUUACAAUGAAAUUCGGGUCCUGGUAUCCGCCUAUGUUUGGAUGACUGGAUUUGGACACUUCCUCUAUUGCGACAAGAAACAAGACUUUAGUUUGGAACGCAUGGUAUCCAUGUGGGUCCGAAUCAACUACUUUCCUCUCAUGCUCAGUCUCUUUCUCAAUGUCAAAUUGGAGCUCUAUUACGUGGUUCCCCUCCAUACGGUCGGUUUUUUCAUGACCAUGGCGACCUGCUAUGGUGCCAAAAUGAUUCGCGAAAAACAACUGUUGGGACCCAAUUUCAGCAAUAGCCAAGAAAAGAGCAACGUGGCGGCCAUUGGCAUUUGUCUCUUGGUGCAUAUUGUCUUUUUUGAAACGCCACUCCGAGGCAUACUGACAUGGAUUUCCCACGAAUACGAGUUUCGAUUCUCCACCGACAAGUAUUCCGCCUGGUUUGGAAUGCUCUCGGCAUUUCUAUGGAGUCGAUUUCAGUCAUAUAUGCAGUGGUGUUAUGGAGAGGACGAUAGCGGUGGCAGUAGUGACGCAUCCACCACUAGUAGUGAACCCGACAAGGCGGAUGUCACUUCGCCCCAAAACAAAACUCAAAAACCCAACAAGAAUCCGCAAAAGGUCCAGGCCAUGCAAAUUCAACGAGCCGCUGGUGCGGGAUUGAUUCUCCUCUGGUUGUUUGGAUUUGGAAUGGAAACUGACAAGCACGUGUACAAUCCACGACAUCCCUACAUCUUUUGGAUGCCCAUGGCCGGAUGGUUGAUGCUGCGCAACUCGUCCAAAUACUUGACCGAAUUGCACUCGACCGUGCUCGAAUUCAUGGGACGCAUCACCUUGGAGACGUACGUGUUGCAGUUUCACGUAUUCAUGUGUCGCAAUGUACAGCAUAUUCCCGUUGUCAUUCCAGGAUCAGGGGCCAACGGAUUCAUCAUCUUGAAGUUUGCCAACAUGUUGGUGACCGGGGCGUGUUUUAUCGGCUUGGCGUUUUAUGCGCGGCAAGCGACCGUGGUGACGCAAAAUGCCAUUACCGAGUUGGUGACGGACAUUAAGAAACAGUACGGUUAUUCGGAUUCGGCUGCUGCUUCUCCAGAAGAAGAGCAAGGACUUGUCAAUAAGCCGUCACUCACCGAGGUUGUGCAAUUCUCCGAGGCACCCAGCAAGGACAAUAACGACGGUCUCUUUCAGACACCUCAAAAGGACAAAAAGGACGAAGAGUCCUAGAAGCCACUGCUCGGUGGUCGGUCAAGGUGACUGGCAAAGAUUGUGGACGGAUCGGCAAUGAUUCGGAGGGGUGACAAUACUUUCUUUCUUAUUACUUAGACUGCUUUGCGUGUUACGUUUUCACUCUAAUGAUGUUCGUUUGGUGGCUGGGCAGCUCGCCGGACCCAGUCCCA